AUGCCAAAAGUAACAAAAAAAAGUCAAACAGGCAAAUCAACAAAACGUCGUCGUUCAGCUUAUAUUCUCUUUACACUUGAAAAACGAAAACAACUUAAACUGGAAAAUCCAAGUUUACGUCCACAAGAAAUUCUAAUUGAAUUAGGUGCUCAAUGGAAAGCUGCGGACGAACAAACGAAACAACAUUAUCAAAAAUUGGCUGAUGCAGAAAAAAACAAAAGUGAAAAUGAAAAUGUCAAUCAAUCGAUGGAAGUCAAUCGAUCACAAUAA
Messenger RNA from Adineta ricciae, 270 nucleotides. Lineage: Eukaryota; Metazoa; Rotifera; Eurotatoria; Adinetida; Adinetidae. The record is from the annotation of a GenBank genome assembly.